Molecule: messenger RNA, 5003 nt
Organism: Corythoichthys intestinalis (scribbled pipefish)
Lineage: Eukaryota; Metazoa; Chordata; Actinopteri; Syngnathiformes; Syngnathidae
Exons: 12
Coding region: 17-1363 (448 amino acids)
Biological process (GO): mitochondrion localization; mitochondrial fusion
Cellular component (GO): mitochondrial outer membrane
Molecular function (GO): GTPase activity
Source: RefSeq, a predicted model, not a curated record
CGUGACCCGGUUCGUCAUGGCGGCCAGAAAGCCUCGCUCGGUGGCCAACCCUUUGGAGUCCGCUAUCACGUCACCGAGUGAGAAGAUACUGAAAGAAUGCCACAAUUUGUACGUCGACAGCGAAAAUGGUCUGGUCAAGAUUGCCAGCAGCCUAGGCGUUCGUCUCUUGCCCCCCAGAAAAAAGAUCACUGUGAUGAUCAUGGGAAACCACUCUGCUGGAAAGAGCUCCUUCAUCAACUGGUAUGUAGAAGAGCACAUCCAAAAAACUGGCGUUGCCAUCGAAACACAGGGCUUUACAUUCAUCACAAGUGGGCGCAAAAGAGAAUCAUUGACGGGGAAUGCCACGUUACAUCUCUACCCCCAUUUUCGACCACUCCUUGAGUUUAAAGGUGUUAUGGACUACUUGUCCGCGGAGAUUUCUACUUCCAAGCAGAAAAAGUUUAGCCUUGUGACCUUUGUGGACACACCCGGCUUGGUGGAUGGGGACAUGAUUUACCCUUUUAAUGUAAACAACGCCAUCACGUGGUUGGGCGAACAGUCCGAUCUGAUAUUUGUAUUUUUUGACCCGAUGGGUCAGGCCCUUUGCAAGCGCACGCUGAACAUUGUGGAGAAACUGAGCGAGAAAUGCGGAGAUAAGCUAUUGUUCUACCUCAGCAAAGCUGACGAAGCCGGCAAAGAAACAGAUCGACAGAGAGUGAUGAUGCAGAUCGUCCAGGAGUUGUGCCGCCGUCCUGGUCUCAACAAAUGUGGUUUUGAGAUGCCAACAAUAUAUAUUCCAAACCCACAGAAGCCAAGCCGCUGCGUGAACCAGAUUGAUGGCGUGUGUCAAACCAUCGAAAAGACCAUCAACCAAGCUGUGCAAAGGACUUUGGACCAGUUGGAAAAAGACUGUGAUUUAAUUUGCUCCACCAUCAGCAAUAGGUUACAACAGGACAGAACUGAUGCCACUUACAACAAAAGUGUGCGCCUCAACUCAUUUGUAUGCGGUGCAUUGGGAGUCGUCCUUCCUCUACUCUUCAUCCUUAGUUUUAUCCUAAGCACCUUCUCCAAAGAACAGUUGAGUGAGCUGAUGGGAGAAGGCGCGGCACAAACCCUUUCUGUUUGCACUGGAAUAGUAAUGUACUUAUGGGAUUGGAUACCAGAAGAUGGACAAGUUGUCUUCAUAAUGCUUUUUGGAGCCUUUUGCUACCUCCUUCUUUUUCUAGCGAAAUAUUUUUCUGGUCAUAGAUACAAGACUUUAACAAAAAAAGAGAAGAGGACGAUGACGGAAUACAGUGAUUAUAUCUUGGAUAUUGUCAAAACCAAGAAGGGUAAAUUGUAUGAAUGGUACCUCCAGCAAUGUGCUGCAGAAUACGACCUUUGACCCUUGGUAAGAUGGAUGGAGUUCACACAUGUACGUAUAUCAGCACAGUGCCAAAAGGUCAGAGGUUUGGACAAAAGAUGCUCUGUAGUCUAUUAUGCAACACUGUGAAGUUUUUAAAUAUGCGGACAAUCAUUUAGAAAAUUGUGCGGCUCAGAGUCCUGUGGUGUUUUAUAUACAGUGGUACCUCCACAUACGAAUUUAAUUUGUUACAGGAUCUGGUUUGUAAGUCGAAAUGGUCGCAUGUGCAACGGGAUUUUCUCAUAAGUAUACAUAAUUUCAUUAAUUUGUUCCACAGCCCAAAAACCUACGCUCAAUAUUCAAUAAAUACUGCAGGUACAAUGACUAAUAGCAAUUAUAAAUACAAAUCAGAAUAAUAAUAAUAAAUGGAAAUUUAAACACAUGCACACCACGCUUAUAUUUUUCUAUCAUCUCCUUCUUAAUUUCAAUGGUAAGCGUCACCUUUUUCCUUUUUUCACCGACUCCACUAACCUUCUUGGGACCCAUAUUGAUUUCUCUCACAAGAAAAUCCGCUGUGCGUCCAUCUCGCGGGAAAACAGUGAACUUGCAACGCUGUCGUACAGGUAGUCCCCGGGUUACGACGUAAUCGACUUGCGUUAUUUCGACUUUACGACGCCGGAGUCUCGUCCGCCAUUUUGUCUCCAGUCGUUUUUUUUUUAGUCUUGGAAACAGUACCUAAUUGCAGUGUUUUGUGCGGCGAAACGUCCUACACAGUGCUCAGCGCGCUUGCGCAAACAUUCGCACACAUGCGCACAUCGGUUAAAGGCGGCGAGUACUCACUAUUUUUGUUUUUAUUUAUUUUUUUUAUUACCUUUUCAUUCCCUCAAAAAUACUUUUUGCAUGUAUUACUCUUACAUACUUUAAACCUUUUUUUUUUUUUUUUUUUUUCUUUUCUUUUUUUUUUUUGUGGUAGCUUUAAAGAAGUUGACCACAUUAUUCACAUGGCGUAUUUAAACCGUCCUUAUUUGAUAUAACUACUUUUAAGUAUUUUCUUAAAUCAUUUUUUUAGUACGUCCUGCCUGUAUGCAUCUAAACAAAACAAGUUUGGAAGCGCACGGCAGUACUUUGUGUGUCAAAUUCGCCUCUUACUGGACGUUACGCCGAUGUAGCACAUUUUGGCAGAACGCUGAAACAUAUUUCCUUCUCACCCUUUUAACCCCGGACCCAUUUUCAUGCCUGGAUCAAUAUGUAAAUUUAGUAGAUUAGAUUAGCCUAAUUUGCCUAACAAAAGUCCGCUAUCUUAAAUGCUGCAAAUGCUAACGUAUUUACAAUCCUCAGAGCAAAUCGCUCACACAUAACUCCACAAAAUGUAGCUCUAAACUUAUUUACAAAUGCAUACCAAACAUAUAUUAGCGUAAACAACUUACUAGCCUGUCGCGAUAACAAAUUUUAGUAGGCAGUAUAUUGUCUCAUAAAUUAUUGCCAAUUUUUAAAACCAAUUCAACCACUAAUAUAGUGACAAUACAUCUAAUCAAUCACCUAUUCAAAUGCAGUAUUUUGUUAUUCUUAAAUAAAACACAAACUAUAUUAAAAAUGAUAACUAUUUAAAUAACUAUUUAAAAAACAUACACAAUGUUUAACGAGUCAUUUGAAAGCUAGCUAAGUGUAGAAUAUGAAAUAGGUGAGAAACCCAAUGUCAUUUUUGUUCUCUGCCCAUUAGUGCCCAUCAAAAGUGUUAGCUUGAUCCAAAAUGGUUUUCAUCUUGUCCUGCAAAGUGCACGUGAGCAAAUUUGAAGCCAAAUUGCCGAAUUAAUUGGCAAUACGAAUUUUCAUAAUGGGUGUCAUUUUAAAGCUAUUCUAGUGUACAAUCUGAAAUAUGUGAGAUUAACUCCAAAAAUGUACAUUCGACAUGUUGAACAUGAUGUGAUAUAUUUUGAAAUGUUCGCUGAGCUGCUAACCGUAAGCUUUACACUCAGAGGGAAAAAAGUGCACUUUUCAUAAUGCAACUGGUGUCAAUAAUAGAUUUUUUUUUGGCAUUGUUUGCAAAUGCUUUUCAUAUUUGAAGAGUCACCUUUAACCGGAAUUUUGCGUUUUGGAGAAAACUGCCAAUGUUUAUAGCGGGCCAAGGUGGAUAGUACAUUGUCUUUUUUUUACAUUAGCUUCAAUGUAGCAAUGCUAACGUUUUACAAUGUUUGAUAUAGAUGUGUUUCCUUCUUUUGUAUGUCUGAACUUUAAAUUCUACGGCGUCUUGAUGAUAAAUAAACAUCUGUGAAAGGAACUGGAGUCUAAUGCAACCAACACACAUGUAUGCCGAGUGCAUGCAGCACACGCAAACACACGUGGCUAUAAAUCGCAGCUGGGAAAAUGACCGCCCUCAUUUUUAUUUACCGUGCACUAAAUUGAUUUAUAGCGUAUCGCGACAGGCUUCCAAUUUACAGCCUUGUGUGGGUCAAACCAGAGCGCAGCUGUCCUUUAUCCUAUCAAAUGAGUCUGCACCUCAGUCAUACAAGGUGACAUUCCACCCAGACCCAAUGCUGCCACCAGGGAGCAGUGUAUCGUCCAUCAUUAAACCAUAUACAAUACUUUUCGACUUUUUGGAUAAUUAUUUUAAGAUUUAGGGGUACUUAACGAGUUAAUUCCGAUUUACAAAAUUCGGGUCACGUUGCCAGCGUAGGAGUUUGUCCGUAACCCGGGGACUUACCUGUGUUAUGAGCAUGUCGUCAUAUAUCGAGACAAAUGACGAGUCAAAUUUUACAUCGGAUGUCGAUGCGAUCGUACGUCAAGGUACCACUGUAUUAGAAAGUGCCUUUGUUAUUUAAUAUAGGCAAGAGAUUGUUUGUAGCCAUUUCAUAAAAUGAAAAAAAAAUGUGAAUACAUUAGUUUUGCAGUGUAUAGAUGAUAAAUGUUGCUGGUUUACAAAUGUGUUUGUACUAGGUUUAUUGAAAGCUUUAUUUUGCUUUACUGGAAGCAAAUAUGUGUUUUUAAACCUCACUAUACUGUCCCUCAUAUGUUUUCUUUGGGCAUUAUUGUUUUUAUACCAAUAGCACUCCUGCCGUUUUUAGCUCUGACCAUAUACUAUACAAUGUAUAUGUGACAACAAUUUUUACAUGAUCUAAUAAGCUCAAAUUCAAGAGCGGUAUUUUUGUAUUCUCUUAUGUACAGACAGUACUAGACAUGUACUAUGUGAAUGUGUUUAUGGUGCAGGUCUGUAUUUGGAUUGGGGUUAGGUUUAGCUUAGUUAGGGUCGUUAAUUUUCUUCAUAUUACAUUACAUAUUUUUAGACAUUUUCAAACUGAAAAGAAUUUCAAGUCAUGACUGCACUAAAAAUGGUAGAGCAAUAAAGUGUUAAUCAAUAGUUUACAACUGCUAUCUUGUCUUAAAUAUUCUUGUAAAUGUUGUUAUAUGCCACAAAUAACUUCUAAGUUAUGUACUGUGGUGUCAAUUUUUCAAUAUUUCAACAGCAUUACAUAAAAGGUUAAGAUCCUACGAAGCCCCUAAAGACACAUCGGCAGAAAUAAAAUAAACUAUCUGGUAAACGUUAGCAUUAUAUAGUAUUUAAGCUAGCGGACUUUUUCUAUGCAAGUUAGCCAAUUAAGCCUUUGUAAGAUCCUCAUUUAUUAUACAGUGUCUUGCAAAAGUAUUCGGCCCCCUUGAACCUUGCAAACUUUCGCCACAUUUCAGG